Rhizoctonia solani is the source of this 1326-nucleotide messenger RNA. RefSeq names its product amidohydrolase family protein. Gene Ontology annotation, molecular function: allantoinase activity. Gene Ontology annotation, biological process: purine nucleobase catabolic process. The coding region runs from base 1 to 1326 and encodes 441 amino acids. The record is from RefSeq and is a predicted model, not a curated record. Gene Ontology annotation, cellular component: cytoplasm. NCBI's taxonomy places the organism in Eukaryota, Fungi, Basidiomycota, Agaricomycetes, Cantharellales, Ceratobasidiaceae. The transcript has 8 exons.
AUGGCUCCUACCAAAGUUUUUACAUCAUCGCGUGUAUACUUCCCGAAUGAAGGCCCGUCCCCGGGAACAAUUGAAGUUGACUUGAGUACUGGCAAGAUUACCACUAUCCAGCGCGUAAAGGUUCAAAAGGGAGAUUCGAGCUAUGCAGCAGACGCAGAAUGGGUCGAUGUAGGAGAUAGGGCAAUAAUACCAGGGCUAGUCGACGCGCACGUACAUUUGAAUGAACCUGGACGAACCAGCUGGGAGGGUUUUGCUACUGGGACAAAAGCCGCCUCCUCUGGAGGCAACACUACUGUAGUUGAGAUGCCGCUCAAUUCCAUUCCCCCAACAACGACCCUAAAGAACUUUGAUGUCAAACUUGAGGCAGCUAAAGACCAAUGCUGGACCGAUGUUGCUUACUGGGGAGGGGUCAUACCAGGAAAUCAGGCUCACUUGCGACCUUUGAUAUCUGCGGGGGUGUCCGGAUUCAAGGGACAACCAACAGUGCUGUUGUUUCACGCCGAGCUCGAUGGCCCCGUGAAUGACCCUGGAAAGAGUGAUCCGACCGAUUACGAUACAUUUCUCAAAUCUAGGCCAGAGUCCUUCGAGACCGAUGCCAUCAAGUUAAUCGUCAAAAUGCUGCAGAAGUACCCUCUGUUGAGGUGUCACAUUGUGCACCUUUCAGCACAUUCUGCAAUUCCCAUUAUUCGCCACGCAAGAAGGGAGCUCAAAUUGCCACUUACGGUCGAAACGUGCUUCCAUUACUUGACGAUCACUUCGAAUGGUGCAAAUCCAAAGGGCCAGCCGCAGUUCAAAUGUUGCCCGCCCAUCCGCGGCGCGGAGAACCAAGAAAAGUUAUGGGAAGCCCUGCUCGAUGGCACGAUCGACAUGGUAGUAUCGGAUCACUCGCCAUGUGUAGCUGAGCUCAAGGAGAUUGAGGCUGGUGAUUUUAUGGACGCAUGGGGUGGUAUAAGCACCCUCGGGCUCGGGUUGAGCUUAUUAUCCACGGCGGCGCAGAAACGUGGUAUACCAUUUGAACGCAUCCUCACAUGGUGCAGUACAAAUACUGCGCUACACGCGGGCUUGGCGGACAGGAAGGGAGGUAUUGCCGUAGGCAAAGAUGCGGACCUAGCAAUAUGGGACGCGGGGGCCGUGUUCAAUGUUACGAAAGAGUCACUGAAUUUCAAGAACAAGCUGAGUCCAUAUGUAGGCCUGUCAUUGACUGGGCAGGUGGUUCAAACCUACGUGCGUGGUACACUGGUAUUCGACCGGGAAACUGGCUUCAGUUCUCGCGCCCCUGGGCAGUUUAUGCGACCGGGCACGGAGAAGGCCUUCUGGACGAUAUAG